Molecule: messenger RNA, 1489 nt
Organism: Physella acuta
Lineage: Eukaryota; Metazoa; Mollusca; Gastropoda; Physidae
Molecular function (GO): protein binding
Source: RefSeq, a predicted model, not a curated record
CCGCGGGCCUUUAGACAAGGAGGACGUCGGCUUCUACUGUAGUACAGUCAUCAGAUAUUAAACCAUGGCACCUUUCUUACACCUGGGCUGUUGGUGGGGGGCCGUUCUCAAGUUGAUUUGUUUGUUCACCUGUUUGACAGCGCCAAGUGUCCACGGCAAGCUUCAGCUGAAGGACGUCAACCAGACGGACACAUCUGUGACCAUCACCUGGACAACACCACAAGAAAUUUUGAAAGAAAUCGACAAAUUUCGUCUGGUCAUCUCCCAGGAGCGGGAUGGCUUCAGUACAAACUAUAUUUACGCCCUGCAUGACGAUCCAGAAUGUUCCUUACGUCUGUCCAGUUGUGUACUCGGCAAUUUGAGGCCUAAUACACCGUACAAGGUCAAGAUCACAAUCCAUUUAAAUAACAACAGUACGUGGAUGUUGAGUGGGGAGAGGAUGAUCAAUACACUUCCAGCCAGACACGCCCAUGCCCAUAUCGACAUGGAAUGGUGGCUGACGUUUGUUGCUGCUCCUUUAAUCGUCGGCUGUUUGCUUUUCCUGGGUGCAGCCGUCUUAUGCUGUCGGAUAUGGCACUGCUGCUGCUGGAGAAGGGGGACAACUCAUACAGACCACCAGAUAGCUGAGAACAGUUCUUCCGCUUCUUCAGAUAAAUUCAGGAGGUCUGAAAGUCACGCUACUCGCCAGUGGGUCAACGACACAUUCAGAGCUAUUGACCCAGACCCUCCAUCAACUUACGAUCGCCCUGUUGUCGACUACAACUCCAGCUAUGAACUUUCCCAUAAUUCCUCUUCUACUACUGUAAUUGGUCUUACGAGAGAGCUUCAAUCUAGUUUCAAGAUGAAAGGUAAAACUAAAACUUCAACAGGAAUUGGAAAGCCGGCGCCAUCUGUGCAGCCGCCACCGGUACCUUCCACCGAACCGCUCUCAACGCCGACUCACUACUUAAACACAACCGCGGCGUUGAAACAUCCAGAGAGCGCAUCACAAAACUUGUACGAAAAUAGACAUAUUGUGUCGCCUAAACAGCUUCCUUCCGGUAGUCGAAUCCCACAGGAACAAAAAGUAUCGAGCGCCGCUCUCUACACGAAUACUGAAGAUCUGGACAAACUGUUGGGGAAUUCCCGGAAAAUGUUUACUAUGCUGUAGUGUACGUCUAAUAGUUAAACAAAAAACAAAUAAGCUAAAAAAUAAUAAUUAUGUCACCAAAGCUUUCAAUAUGUGAAAAUGUCUCAACGGUUUGUUUUUUAAAUCGCCCGAUACUCCAUACAAGGAAGUAAAGUACCAAAGUACGAUGGAAAGAUAAAGAAGAGUUUUUGUAAAACAGACGUUUAUCUGUGACUUAUGAGUGUGCCCAUCCGCCUUUCAUAGCCUUAUGUCAGUUACUGGACAAAGCUGGAUUCAGUCCUAUGGGCUUUAGCAAGAUGGGAUUUGGUUAAUCUGAUGCUUUAGGACGUAUGAUUGUUGCUUGCCCAGAAAUGUCGUCAU